Molecule: messenger RNA, 1008 nt
Organism: Laccaria bicolor S238N-H82
Lineage: Eukaryota; Fungi; Basidiomycota; Agaricomycetes; Agaricales; Hydnangiaceae
Exons: 4
Coding region: 1-1008 (335 amino acids)
Source: RefSeq, a predicted model, not a curated record
AUGUCUCCAUUCAGUUCUGAGCCUCAGAGCACUUCCACAGCCGGCUCAAAUUCUUCCAGCGGUCUAUAUUCCUUGGAUGGACGAGGAGGAGAACCCGGUAAUGGGAAGCCGCAAGGCCGCGAAGCAACAUCACCUCGUUACUUAUACUAUCGUCUUUACGCAACGGACGGUGCUAUGAAGUCGCUCAACCCCAUCUACUCCAACGAUCCGAGUAUCAGCCGCAUUUUGCCGAAAUCCCUCACUCCCCCUCAUACUGCCUUAUCAUUGAAGAGAUAUCUCUGCAAGAUAGAAGGCUUGGCAGAAUCAAACGCAAGUUUAUUCGAAUCGCUGUCAAGCGAUGUUGCCAUAGCGGGUUCCUCAUGUCUCAAGUUGCGAGAUCAUCUUGGCCUAGGCGCAUCGUCUCGCGAGCCGAUGGUUUUGGUGGUCGGGGUUGCUGAGGCUGAGAAAAGAUUGUAUACGCCACGGCGGGUGACCAAUAAGUUGAUUGAAAACCCUGACUCACGCGAGAUGUGCUACAUAUAUUAUCGCGUAUACGGUGAAGAGGGCGAGGUGAACUCGAGAGCGCCCUUUGAUGAAAGGGAUACUAGCUUGGGUCACAUAGACACGUUAUCUAUUGCGCCGCCGCGCACUGUGGCCUCUCUGAAGUCUCGCAUCGUCAACGUCGAAGGCAUUGCAAAUCAAGAAAUUCAAUUGUUCGAGGACACCGAUGGUGAAGUCCUGCUGAACGACGCUGACCAUCUACCUCUCUUCGCAGUGACCUAUUUGGGCUACAUCAAAGCCGACCCAUUGGCGGUCGUUUAUGUUUCAAAAACGCCAAGUUCAAGAUCAACAAUGACGAAGGCGAUUCGAGCAAAAUACGAUUGUAGUAAGCCAAUAGCACUUAAGCUUGGUGGCGUUACAGAGGCGGGAAGGGACGUUAGGCUGUGCGCCCGACUCCGACAUGUUUCCACUCGAGGUAUGGCAUACAUACAUGGACAUGUAACUAAUAGGCAGUGGGUGGGUGGGUGA